This is a messenger RNA of Heteronotia binoei (common prickly gecko), 1448 nucleotides long. It is a transcript of the gene FAAP20, whose product is annotated as FA core complex associated protein 20. Lineage: Eukaryota; Metazoa; Chordata; Lepidosauria; Squamata; Gekkonidae. The transcript has 4 exons. Bases 39 to 1001 code for a protein of 320 amino acids. The record is from RefSeq and is a predicted model, not a curated record. Gene Ontology annotation, molecular function: ubiquitin binding.
GCGGCCCUCUCUCUUCCGUGCCUGCCCUCCCAGCCGCCAUGGCCGGCGAACAGCUGCACAUCCUCACCGGCGGUGGCGGGAAACUUCGCCUCAAGCGCAAGAGGCCGCCGGCGAGUGGAGGGGCCGGCCUUCCCCCUCCUCCGCCGCCCCCUGACCGUCCCCAGACGAGGGACAGCAACUUGGGCUGGUUUGAAGCGCAAGGUUUAAGUGAGGCUGACAGAACGUGGCUGGCAUUACUCAAGGCUGCAGACCCCCAGCUGAACCUCUCAACCUUGGGAAAAGUGGCCAGGUUUCCAGUGUUUCUUAACAAGAGCUCUCAAAUUACAAAUCCUCAGCCAAAGCCAGAAACAUUUAAUUUUGGCUUGGAACAGAUUCAGUGGCAGCCCUUUCCGCUUUACCGCAAAGAGGGAAACAUUAUCAAUCACAGGAUUCCUCAAAACUUAGAGAGCCCAACUACCAGUCUAGUGGAACAAGAAAUUUAUGAAGAUGAACGAUCCAACACCGUUUCUCCUGUACCUGUGCAGACACCCCUUGUAGCCAAUAAGCACACCCCUAAAAAAUCAAAAACGGGGCACGGCACAGGACAUUCCUCUAAAGAUUGUGGGAAGAUUAAAAACUCUCCGCGCACUCACCGUCAAAACUCACCCAGGUUUUUUGGACCAACAGCUGUUCAGCAGAAGUUAGGCUUGCGAGAGCUUUGGAAAAAGGCUUCUACGCAAAGCCAACUGAAAAGCGCAACAGAAAGUGAAAAACAAAGAGCUUCCAGUAAGGACACCCUGGGACAAAAUAGGACCGCAUUGCUAUUACCUUCACAAGGAAGUCCUGCUAAUUCCAGUGCCAGUGGCCUUCAGCAGAAAUCAGUAUGCCAGAAUGAAGACCUCUCAACUCUUGACUGUUGUCCUAUGUGUCAGUUCCACUUCACUGGAACAUUGUCACAACUGGACCGCGAUAGCCAUCUUGCUAAAUGCUUGUCUGAGAGUACAGAAGAUGUGAUUUGGUAACGUAACAGGAAUCACAGUCAUCUGAGAAACAUCUGAGCAUCGACAGAGAAAUUUAGGAAGUCUCACAGCUAUACCCCAUUACUGUGAUUAACAAGAAAAGCAGAAGUUCAAGGGGACACUUAAUUAAUCCUCUAUUAUGCUGUAAACCCUAUUUGCAUCCUGAUCUUGCGAUACGACUGUUUGGGGAGUAACAGUGGGAGAACCAAAGGAAUUUGGAUGCACAUAUGGUUCCACUACGGCUUUCCACACAAACGAGUAUUAUUGAAGAAUCUGUUUCAGAAGGUCAGAUAGUUUAAUGAAACUUUACAGAAUUUUUUGGAGGGAAAAGCCAUUUGUGGCACUAUGACUUAAUUGGGGAUGAUUAACUGACCAGAAAGCUUUUUGAAACUGUAUACUUCCAAUAUGCAUUUUGAAAAAACCCUUAAAUAAAAAGGUGGUUAGAAUCUC